Molecule: messenger RNA, 1266 nt
Organism: Pygocentrus nattereri (red-bellied piranha)
Lineage: Eukaryota; Metazoa; Chordata; Actinopteri; Characiformes; Serrasalmidae
Gene: kcnk1b
Product: potassium channel, subfamily K, member 1b
Exons: 3
Coding region: 39-1046 (335 amino acids)
Biological process (GO): potassium ion transmembrane transport; stabilization of membrane potential
Cellular component (GO): membrane
Molecular function (GO): potassium ion leak channel activity
Source: RefSeq, a predicted model, not a curated record
CCGGACGGCGGACGGCAGGCCUCGCGCGGACCGGCAGCAUGCUGCAGUCCCUCACCAGCAGCUCGUGCGUCCGCCUGAUCCGGAGCAACAGAUCAGCCUGGUACUUCUGCUUCCUGCUGCUGGGCUACGUGCUCUACCUGCUCUUCGGAGCGGUGGUCUUCUCCUCCGUCGAGCUGCCCUACGAGGACCUCCUGCGCCAGGAGCUGCGCAGCAUCAAGCGCCAGUUCCUCCAGGAGAACGAGUGUCUGUCCGAGGAGAAGCUCGAGCUCUUCCUGUCCAAAGCGCUCGACGCCAGUAACUACGGAGUGUCCAUUCUCAACAACGCCUCGGCCAACUGGAACUGGGACUUCACCUCCUCGCUCUUCUUCGCCAGCACCGUGCUGUCCACCACAGGCUAUGGUCACACUGCCCCUCUCUCCGAUGGCGGGAAGGCCUUCUGUAUCAUCUACUCGGUGAUCGGCAUCCCCUUCACCCUCCUCUUCCUCACGGCCGUGGUGCAAAGGAUCAUGGUCUUCAGCACACGGAGGCCCAUCAUGUACGUGCACACUCGCUGGGGUCUGUCCAAGCCCCUCGUGGCUUUGGUGCACGCCAACCUGCUGGCCAUCGUUGCCGUGUCCUGCUUCUUCCUCAUCCCUGCUGCCAUCUUCUCAGCUCUGGAGGAGGACUGGAACUUCCUGGAGUCCUUCUACUUCUGCUUCAUCUCACUCUCCACCAUCGGCCUGGGAGACUACGUGCCGGGAGAGGCGUUCAACCAGCGAUUCCGGGAGCUCUACAAGCUGGGCAUCACUGUCUAUCUCCUGUUGGGCCUCAUUGCCAUGCUGGUGGUGCUGGAGACCUUCUGUGAGCUGCAGCAGCUGAAACAACUGAGGAAGAUGUUCUACCUGAAGAAGGAGAAGCCUCAAGACCAGCUGGCCAUCAUGGAGCACGACCAUCUGGCCUUCUCCUCGGUAGACAACGUCACGUCACCCCCGGAGGAGAAGGCCGAGCCCUUUGUCGACGUUCCUGUCCUCACCUCUCCUGGUGGAGAUGACCAUAUGAUUAGAUAAGCAGUUUGGUCCAUCAUCAGUGUGUCCGUCACGGCACAAGGGUUCUUCAACGUCUAGCUCUUUAGUUUGCAGUAUGCUGGCUGGUAGCUCAUCACAACCUCGUGAUAGAUAUUAGCGUUAAGUACGUUCAACAUUCCGCAGUGUUCUUCACCUCAAACCUGCACUUUAAAAAAAAAAAGCACAAUUAACAUUCAGCAUAGCCUGAAACGGGUCCAGUCGU